Fragaria vesca subsp. vesca is the source of this 528-nucleotide messenger RNA. Its product is annotated as lachrymatory-factor synthase-like. Bases 1 to 528 code for a protein of 175 amino acids. The transcript has a single exon. The record is from RefSeq and is a predicted model, not a curated record. Lineage: Eukaryota; Viridiplantae; Streptophyta; Magnoliopsida; Rosales; Rosaceae.
AUGGCAAAAGAAGAACCUAUACAACCAAAAUGGGAAAGCCGAGCUUCUGCCGAGCUCAAAGGCUCAAAAGCACAAGAUGUUUGGCCUCUCGUGGCCGACUUCUGCAACAUAGACAAGUGGUUCCCCAACCUCCACACUUGUUACCAAGUCGAAGGAGUUUCCGGCCAACCUGGUCUUGUUCGGUACUGCGAAAUGGGGAGAGACGAGACUACCUUGUGGGCAAAAGAGAAGCUACUCAUGAUCGAUCCAACCAACCAAUCUAUCACCUACGAAGUCGGUGACAACAACUUGGGUCUCAAGUCAUAUGUUGCAACAAUGCAAGUAGUCCCCAUCAACAACAACAAUGGAUGCAAGAUCGUGUGGUCGUAUAGUUGUAAUCCGAUUGAGGGCUCGAGCUUGGAAGAAUUCCAAUCCUUCGUUGAGUAUUCCCUCCAAGGGAUAGCAAACAAGAUGGAGCUUGCUCUUGUGUCUAAUACCACAACUAGCAUGGGUGAUGAACCUCGACCUUCAUGUAAUAGUAGUAACUAG